UUAUCUGACAGUGACAAGAAUCAUAUGAGUGUUGACGCCUUUACCAUAUAUAUUUCUCCUUGUCCUACCUUUUAGCAUUUCACGUGAUGAGUUUUCUUUGGUACAAUUGUGGAAGUUCCAACACCAUGUUUUUUGUGAAUUCAAAGUUAUUUAUAUUAUUAGUUUUUCUGAGUUUGAACGCAAGUAUAUGUAGUUCGAAAGAACAUGUACCAGUUUAUAUGUGGAGUCCAAAAGGAUCUUAUGUUCAGAACCCUGCAUUACACAGAAUAAGUGAAGAAUCUUUCAAGCAUAUAUUGUCGGAUAAAGUGAAAGAUAAUCCUCUCCUUAUUGUAUUUGCUGAACAUACAUUAAGUCCUGAAGAUUUUGUACAUCAUGAUGCCUAUGGAAAAACUCCUUUUGAAAACUUACACUAUUAUUUGAAAAGAUCCAGUGUUGAUUACUUGCCGUAUGUUCAAAAUCCAAUUGGUGCUAUAAAAGAGUUAGGUAAAGGGGUAACUGAAAUAUCCUUAGCAUCUCUUUCACGUAAUUUUGAACUACCCAAAGGUGAAAUUUUAAUUGUGGAUCUCAACGAUGCUAAAGAUAAUGAACAACGAACACAAAUGCUCAAAAGACACGAUUCUGCUAUUGCCAACAUCUAUGAUGAAGCAUUGAAAAACAAUGACAAUAUCUUAGCACUUUAUACAUCACAUCACACAUCAUGGCUUGCACCUGAAGUUGUUAAGCAUCGUAAUGUUAGAAGUUUGCUUCAGGAGAAGAAUGAAACUGGUGAGAGUUCCAAAAAUUAUACAGAUGUUCCUUUGGAAAUCAAAAAGGAAAGUGAUCUUGAAGGAUUACUUGGAGAUGAUGAAAACCUUUUACUCUAUGUGUCUUCAUAUCCAAUAAUUAAAAAAGGUGGUAAAGAAGAACUAAUCAAAGAUUUAAAAGUUACUAACAUUAAAAAAGGAGGUAAUAAUACCAUCACAUUUGACUUAUCAAAUAAAGACUAUAACUUCAAUAGUGAAAUAAAAUUGCGAGAUGAUGGAUAUUGGACUUUAGCUAAGGUUGGAACUUUUAAAUUCCCAGAAAUUAUUGCCCCAAUGGGUUUUUCAUACCAUUGUUUCAAUGUUUCAUUCACCUCCGAAACAGAAAUUUUAACAUUACCAGGUCUUCAAAUCCAACCUUUUACUACACAAGGCCAACAUAAUUUCGAUGAUGCAUAUGAUUGUGUAGGAUUCACAAGUAUUCCAAUUUGGACAGGAAUAUUUGUAACUGUCAUUAUGUUGUUAAUUCUCACCUUUGGCAUAACAUUCAUGAUGGAUAUCAAAACUAUGGAUAAAUUUGAUGAUGCUAAGGGAAAGACUAUCACAAUAAAUGCCUCUGAGUAACAUUAAUAUAAAUUUGUAAGGAAAUAAAGAACCGGUAUUAGAAAAUCUAGCAUUAGACAAUACUAUCAACUAUUCUCAUCUUUUGAUGAAUAGGUUUGUGAUAUUCAUUUGAAAACAUGAUUGUUAAGUAUAUUAACAAACUUGAUACUUUGUUGUUAGAUAUGCCAAAAUAUAAAUUGCCUUUUCUAGAAUUAUACAAGUAUUUCACAUAAAGCACAAUAUGGCAAUUUGAUAAAUGUGUAUAUAUAUUCCCAUUUUCAUUGUAUAAUUUUGAAAGAUUGUUAUUAAACUGAUUUUUAUCCAUUAUAUUUUAACUGUAGUGAAAAAACAUUUUUGAUUUUUUUAGUAUUUGAUUCAUUUUGAAAUUAAAAUGUAAGGAUAUAGAAAACCUGUUAUUGUUGAGCUGUAAUUUGAAAAUAGUUUAAUUAAAAAAAUAGAGAGUAA
Messenger RNA from Harmonia axyridis, 1808 nucleotides. RefSeq names its product V-type proton ATPase subunit S1 (gene VhaAC45). The record is from RefSeq and is a predicted model, not a curated record. Gene Ontology annotation, cellular component: proton-transporting V-type ATPase complex. The transcript has a single exon. Lineage: Eukaryota; Metazoa; Arthropoda; Insecta; Coleoptera; Coccinellidae. Bases 87 to 1364 code for a protein of 425 amino acids.